Messenger RNA from Lepidothrix coronata (blue-crowned manakin), 806 nucleotides. RefSeq names its product transmembrane protein 106C (gene TMEM106C). The record is from RefSeq and is a predicted model, not a curated record. The transcript has 7 exons. Lineage: Eukaryota; Metazoa; Chordata; Aves; Passeriformes; Pipridae. The coding region runs from base 132 to 797 and encodes 221 amino acids.
CACGCGCAGCAAUGGACACGCCUCUCAGCCGCGCCCAGGGGUGGGGGUGAGGGCUCCGCCCUCAGAAAUCGGCGCAUGCGCGUUAGAGGAGCACCACGCCCAGGUGAAGGGACCCUCCCCCAGCAGCUGCCAUGGGUUCUGUGCUUUCCCUCCCCGCCGGCAGCGCUGCCCCGAGGCAGAGGAAGGCAGCUGAGGAGGAGGAUGACGAUUUACUUGACAGCCAGGACCGUGUGGAAGACAUUGCCGAGUUCCCCUACGUGGAAUUCACAGGCCAGGACAGCAUCACCUGUCCCACGUGCCAAGGCACUGGCUGCAUCCCCACAGAGCAGGUGAAUGAGUUGGUGGCUCUGAUCCCCUACAGCGACCAACGGCUUCGUCCCCAGAGAACGAAGCUCUACGUCCUGCUCUCGGUGCUGCUCUGCCUCCUGGUCUCCGGGCUGGUGGUUUUCUUCCUCUUCCCACACUCGGUCCUGGUGGAGGACGAUGGGAUCAAAGUGGUUCAGGUGUGGUUUAACAGGAAGAACUCCGCUGUCCUUCUGGCCAUCACGGCCACCUUAAGGAUCAGGAACUCCAACUUCUACUCGGUGGCAGUGGCCAGCCUGACCAGCCAGGUGCAGUACAUGAACACGGUGGUGGGCACCCAGCAGGUCACCAACGUCUCCAGCAUCCCGCCCCUGAGUGACAAACUGGUGAAUUUUACUGUGAAGGCAGAGCUGGGUGGAGCCUUCUCCUACGUGUAUUCCUUCUGCACAUACCCCAAGGUGAAGGUCCAUAACAUCGUGGUCUUCAUGAGGUAGGUGGUUCUC